Molecule: messenger RNA, 934 nt
Organism: Erythranthe guttata (spotted monkey flower)
Lineage: Eukaryota; Viridiplantae; Streptophyta; Magnoliopsida; Lamiales; Phrymaceae
Source: RefSeq, a predicted model, not a curated record
ACUACCCCUAUUUAUCUUCUUCAUCACUUCUCCCAAUCAUCCAAGGGUUGAAAUAUUUCUUAGAGAGAGAAAGUUAGAGAGAGAGAGAGAUCUGUAUCUUUUCUUCAUCAAUUCAACUCUUUCUGUCUAAAAGAUCUGUAUCCAUUUUUUUGUUUGAAUUUGAUCCGGUGAGUUUGAGAAGCAAUGGCGGUUACCAUGAAGCAGAUGUCUAUCAUAAUCUCAACCCUUGGGGUGCUUUCCUUCAUAUUUGGGGUUAUUGCUGAAAAUAAAAAGCCUGCAGCAGGCACUCCGAUAACAGGGACGAAUGUUGUCAUUUGCAAAUAUCCGUCCGAUCCAACUGUGAUUUUGGGAUAUUUGUCCGUUGCGUUUCUUGCCGUCUCCACCUUUGCUGGCUACUAUUCCCUAUUUUACCCCUACCAAGGAAAGUCUAUUCCACAGACGGCUUUGUUCAAAAACACGGGCUUCUUCGUCUUCUUCACCAUUGCCUUGGGUACAACUGGAUUAGCAGCGGCAAUGCUGUUAUGGCCGACAGUGACGGAGCAGUUACACCAGAGUCGUAAUGUUCACCACAAUCUUGAAACGGAGUGCCCGACGGCGAAAACGGGUAUUUUAGGCGGAGGAGCUUUUCUCUCUCUAGAUUCUUGCCUUUUCUGGUUGGUUGCUUUGAUGUUGGCUGAUAAUGCACGUGUCGAUUACUUUGGAGAAUCCGAUGAUAAGGUUGCAGGUGGUUCCGGUGAGCCUAUCAAGGCCACUGUUUAAGUAGUAAUUGUAUUAUUAUUAUUAUUAUUAUUACCUUCAGACUUUAAUGUUUUUUUUUCCAGUUACUGUUUACUAUGGACACCUGUGGGUUUUAAGAAUGAAGUGAAACUAUCACAAGUUGUAAAUAUUCAUCUUCUUUUAAUAUUACUUUAGAGUUUAGAAUUUUUUUUUAUAA